AUGAUCCCAUAUUUUAACUCCAAUGAUCAUUUUGAAAAUUUACAUGAAGAAGAGCAAAUCUCAUCGGAUUCUGACUCAUCUGACGAUCAAGAAGUUAACGAGAUUCAUCCAUCUCCUACCAAUACAGAGGUCAGGUCAGAACUAUACACCCCCGAAGAUUUUGCCACGUGGCAGCGAAUCAUUCGCUUAGAUGCAGUUCGCGCGAAUGAAGAGUGGACAGACUAUUCCCCUGUCCAGGCAACUAUAUCUAACGAAAGGGCACAUCGUGCUGCCAAGGCUGUCGGGUUAAAGGACUAUGAUCAACUCGAACCAUUCAGAAUCUUUCACGCGGCUCGUCUAACCGCCAUUCUGGAGGCCUAUGCAAUUUACGACCCCGAGAUCGGUUACUGCCAAGGCAUGUGCGAUCUUCUUUCUCCAAUAAUAGCUGUAAUAAUAGAGGAUCACGAUGCGUUUUGGUGCUUCUUCGGUUUCAUGAAGAAGGCUCGACAUAUUUUCAGGCUGGAUGAGUUAGGCAUCAUGAGGCAAUUGGUUUUUAUUUCGAGAAUAAUCCAACUUAAUGAUUCUCAUCUUUACCGACACUUGGAGAAACCGGAGGCGGAGGAUUGUUUCUUCGUUUAUCGUAUGGUGGUGGUACUGUUCAGAAGGGAGCUUAGUUUCGACCAGACAAUAUGUCUUUGGGAGGCAAUGUGGGCUAAUCAGGCAGCAAUAAGAGCUGGAAUUGGGAAAUCUAGUUGGAACAAGAUGUUAGAAUCUUUAGUCUAG
This is a messenger RNA of Impatiens glandulifera, 762 nucleotides long. RefSeq names its product rab GTPase-activating protein 22-like. Gene Ontology annotation, biological process: activation of GTPase activity. The transcript has a single exon. Bases 1 to 762 code for a protein of 253 amino acids. The record is from RefSeq and is a predicted model, not a curated record. Gene Ontology annotation, molecular function: GTPase activator activity. NCBI's taxonomy places the organism in Eukaryota, Viridiplantae, Streptophyta, Magnoliopsida, Ericales, Balsaminaceae.